AUGGUGUCCGAUAAUGGCAUUAAUAGUAUCCCUGCUCAUGAUUUGCAAACCCAUGGCUCCAUUGAGUGCUAUUUUGGCGAGAGAGUCCGCUGUUACGUUAUCAGCUCUGCUUAUCACUUGGAAACCCAGUUCCCAGUUCCAUUUCAUCAUUUCCUGAACCUCGUGGAUGCUUUGCCCGUCCUCAUGAAGGAGUCAUUUCCUUUUGGUCGCCGCGGCAUGAAGCAGAUGGUGAUGAGCGGCGCCGCGCCGUUCCUUCCCGACGAAAUCAUCACCUACAUUCUCACGUGGCUUCCAGUGAAAUCCCUAAUGCGAUUUCGAUGUGUCUGCAAACAUUGGAAGAAUCUGUUCAAAACCCCUUCUUUCAUCCAAGACCAUCUCUGCCACUCCACUCAUCAAAACCCUUCUCUUGUUAUUGGGCAUUCUAAUAGAGGUGAACCUUGCCGCUUAUAUUUGCUCGACUGCGAGAUGCAAUUUUGUGAGUUUGAGAAGACACCUUUCCUCGGUUCCUGCAAUGGUUUGCUUUGCCUCGCCGAUUACACCAUCCGUCCUGCUACCCCUUUAUUGUGGAAUCUGGCUACUAGAGAGGUCAGACAAAUUCCCAUAACUUUUAAUGAUACUGCGUUUGGUUGGAAUUUUGGAUUUGGGUUCAGUCCUGUUAUUAAUGAUUACAAGAUUGUCAGAUUUUCCUUGAAUCCCUAUGUUUGUGGAGUGGAAGUGUAUUCAUUAAGCACAGGGUCUUGGAGAAACAUACAAUUUGACAAUAUUAAAGGUCUUUUUGUUCUUAGUGAUGGUAUCACUGUUAAUGGAGUUAUGUUUUGGCAUGCGCCAACGGCAGCUGGGAUAGUUUCAUUUGACUUGGCAACGGAAGUGUUUACAGUGACGCCAUGGCCUGCUUUUGCAAGUUAUUCAAGGGAACUUGCUGUGUUUAAGAACAAACUUGCUAUACUUUAUCAUUCUAGGACCAGAAAUUCUCAAUAUUCUUGUCUUUCUUUGGGUGUGAUGGUGGACAGGGGCAUGGGUUCAUCUGGGGAGAGAUGGGUUUCGUGUAAGAAACAUAUUUACAACAUUUGCAACUCUGAUCUUCAUUUAUGUGCUGGGACAAUUUGGAGGAAUGAAAUUGUCUUCAUUUAUUUGGGAAUGCCUACAUUUACUGACCCUGGAAUGGAGGAUGUUGAAGGCCUAUAUCUGUUCAAUGUCAAUACUAAUGAACUUAAGUUGCUUGCUACCCCUAGACUACAACCUCUACAUGCUGUUAGUGUUUUUCAUUAUGUGGAAAGUCUUGUACCACUUGGGAACAUUCAAAUUGAAGAGCUUAAUUCUCAAGGUUAA
Molecule: messenger RNA, 1329 nt
Organism: Neltuma alba
Lineage: Eukaryota; Viridiplantae; Streptophyta; Magnoliopsida; Fabales; Fabaceae
Product: putative F-box protein At3g16210
Exons: 2
Coding region: 1-1329 (442 amino acids)
Molecular function (GO): protein binding
Source: RefSeq, a predicted model, not a curated record